CUAGCUUCACUCCCAAGACAGAGAGAGAGAGAAAGAGCGAGCAAAGAUAGAGUUUGCAUUUAACCAGAGAGAGAGAGAGAGAGAGAGAGAGACAAGAAAACAGUAUUGUAUCUUCUUGCUGGAACUUGUGCGAUUAUUUCACAAUUUUUAUUGCAGGGUUUUAGAAAUAUACAUACAAAAGACUGGCUUUUUAAAAAUAAAAGUCAGAUUUUUCUCUCUCCCAAGAUUUCCUACCCUACCCAUCAAUUAAUAUUGUUACAUUAUUAGAUAUAAACUUCCCCUCCACAGUAGAAGGGAGGGAUGCCGCAGUUAAACAGCGGUGGCGACCCAGAGUUGGGUGCGAACGACGAGAUGAUUUCGUUUAAAGACGAGGGAGAGCAGGAGGAGAAAAUCCUGGCAGAGAUCAGUGGCAGCGAGGAGCGGGAUCUGGCGGACCUCAAGUCAUCGCUGGUCAAUGAAUCGGAGACCAACCCAGGCAGCGGAGACAGCGGCGGUAGCAACUCGCGGGAGCCCGAGGUGGCCAGACGGUUGCAGAUUAACGAGGAUUCCUUUCGAGAUAAAGUCCGCCGUCCGGGCACCGAGGAGGGGAAGCGGCAGGAUGGAACGAUGGGACCGGCCUUCUGCGGCUACCAACCCAACUACAUCAUGAUCCCCAAUCUCAGCAAUGAGCCUUAUCUGAACAACGGCUCUCUCUCCCCUCCGGGCGCCAGAACGUCAAACAAGGUGCCUGUGGUGCAGCCAUGCCAUGCAGUUCACCCCCUCACCCCUCUCAUCACUUACAGCGACGAGCACUUUGCGCCAGGAUCUCAUCCGACACAAAUCCCCACAGACACCAGCUCCAAGCGAGGCAUGCACAGACAUCCCCCAGGUCCUGAUAUCCCCACCUUCUAUCCCUUGUCUCCAGGUGCUGUUGGACAGCUCACGCCUCCUCUCAGCUGGUUUUCACAUCCCAUGGUUCCUACUCAUCCCGGUCCUCAUACAACUGGAAUCCCUCACCCAGCCAUUGAGAACCACCAAAUCAAGCAGGAACCCAUUCACAACGAGAUUGAACUCAUGAACACAAAACCUCAGCAUGAAACGAGGAAAGAGCAGGAGGCCAAAAAGCCUCACAUCAAGAAGCCUCUUAACGCCUUUAUGUUAUACAUGAAGGAGAUGAGAGCGAAUGUGGUAGCAGAGUGUACAUUGAAAGAGAGUGCUGCCAUCAAUCAGAUUCUCGGCCGGAGGUGGCAUGCUUUGUCCCGCGAGGAGCAAGCCAAGUACUACGAACUGGCUCGGAAGGAGAGGCAACUUCACAUGCAACUUUACCCAGGAUGGUCUGCACGGGAUAACUAUGGAAAGAAGAAGAAGAGGAAACGUGAAAAGAUGCAGGAAACCACUUCAGGAAAACAAAACACAUUCUCGACGUGCAAGACAAAAGCAGCAACACCAGGCCCGCUUCUAGAGAUGGAGGCUUGUUGACAACUUGCCCACAAACACUCUUGCCAAGCAACAUGCUACUUGUAUUUACUCUCAGUCUGGAUUGUCCUGUUAAGAUCAGCUACUAAAUGGUAGCUGGAUUUGGACCCACAUCGAGAUUACACAUGGCCUGUACAAGAUGCACAAAGCACAGGGAAAGUACUGUAGGCAUCAGACUCAGAAAUUGGCCCUUGGGGUUUUCUUUUUGCUGAACAGAGAUAUGUAGAUAGAUUUAGUUUUAUUUUACUCUUUUCUGGACUAACAGUUGUUUUCCCCUCAUUUAUUACUUUACAUCUUAUUGUUCUUAUGUGUAUAUUUUCAGUGAUAGUCAUUAAGAAAAAUGCAUUUAGAGAUCAGGAAAGAUUCAGCCAGAGGAGAGUUCACAGGAACACACAGUGUAUCUAUCAGCUGCUUUGAGCUUCUGUACAGUGAACUAUAGAGCUCAGUUGGUGCUGGGGAAUCUCCAACUUAGGCGGAAAAGCUGUGCAAAUCCUGGAAAAAAAUGGUUUUAAAAAUAACACUGCAUCUCUGGUGUUUCCCAAGGAGAGCAAGCUGGAGAAUCCAUAACAAAAGCUUUACCCAUAUUACAACAAGUCAUCAUGUGGAAUUUAAGAAGUAUUGAUAUUUGUAGGGAACUGCAGGCCCGUGAGCUAUUUCAUCACACACUGGUGUUUUAAAAACUCAGCACUUAAACUGUUGCUAUCUUUUUCUCAUCCUCCACGUGUUAUGUUUUUCUCAUCCUACAUGUUAUGUACUUGUCACCUUAUGUUGUAAUUAUCUACUGGUUAGAUCUUAGUGUUACUUUUUUUUGUCAAUAGAAUAUAUCUGGUGCAAUGUAAUUGAUUAUGGUAUAACGGGUUGAAGCCAUUACCUUUUUU
Pristis pectinata (smalltooth sawfish) is the source of this 2333-nucleotide messenger RNA. It is a transcript of the gene lef1, whose product is annotated as lymphoid enhancer-binding factor 1. The record is from RefSeq and is a predicted model, not a curated record. Gene Ontology annotation, biological process: regulation of transcription by RNA polymerase II; canonical Wnt signaling pathway. Bases 301 to 1458 code for a protein of 385 amino acids. Gene Ontology annotation, molecular function: RNA polymerase II cis-regulatory region sequence-specific DNA binding; DNA-binding transcription factor activity, RNA polymerase II-specific. The transcript is spliced from 10 exons. NCBI's taxonomy places the organism in Eukaryota, Metazoa, Chordata, Chondrichthyes, Rhinopristiformes, Pristidae. Gene Ontology annotation, cellular component: beta-catenin-TCF complex.